Molecule: messenger RNA, 822 nt
Organism: Opisthorchis viverrini
Lineage: Eukaryota; Metazoa; Platyhelminthes; Trematoda; Opisthorchiida; Opisthorchiidae
Exons: 4
Coding region: 1-822 (273 amino acids)
Source: RefSeq, a predicted model, not a curated record
AUGUUGACGAAUGAAGACGUGGAAGAAAAUAUUCGUAUAGACGGUUUUAUGCGGCAUAUUGGAUCAAACGACACAUUGUAUCGGAUUCAGCAUAUUCACCACCUCAUGCAAUACCUCAACCGGACUAGAAAAGUCGAACAAACACGACGCGCCUUGGAGUCACAUCAACCAAGGGCAAGUUUCUACGCGUAUUCCCUAAGGAUAUUUAAGAAAGACAAGUCCUCUAUGUAUCACAUCCACUCGGAAAGUGAACGUCGGGUGUUGAAACCGUUCAAUAGCAUGAUGCGAAACAAAGGUGCAUCUGUGCUUGGAUUCCAUUACCUCUUGCCCGCGCUGGUUUCUACAGGAUGGGAAAUAAACGGACUUCCUAAGCGUGCCAGUAUGAAAUUAAUCUCUAGACCGAAGGACAACCGGGACAAAACCAAGAGGAACAAUGUGAUAUACCAAAUCGACUGCAACGACUGCAACAAAUUCUACGUUGGACAAACUGGGAGAAAAUUACGUACACGAAUAAAGGAACACAACGCGGCUGUCAAGAGGCAUGACCCCCUGUCCUUGAUAUCCAUACACGAGGACCAGGAAGGCCACAAAUUCAACAUGGAAAACGCGAAAAUUUUGGCAUACGGAGACACGCGACACGGAAGAGAAUUUCUGGAAGCAUGGUACUCUACGACAGGUUCAAUAAACCGGUGCAUUGAACUGGAUCCAAUUUACGCACCUCUACGCGCGAGAGAUCAACGUCGCAACCGAAACACUCAAGGAGGACCGAAUAAUGGAUUCACAAACGAAGAAACAAGGAACUCCUCGGAGUCAAAUCAAUGA